Molecule: messenger RNA, 1176 nt
Organism: Lolium rigidum
Lineage: Eukaryota; Viridiplantae; Streptophyta; Magnoliopsida; Poales; Poaceae
Product: double-stranded RNA-binding protein 3-like
Exons: 3
Coding region: 1-1176 (391 amino acids)
Molecular function (GO): double-stranded RNA binding
Source: RefSeq, a predicted model, not a curated record
AUGUACAAGAACCAGCUGCAGGAGCUGGCGCAGCGGAGCUGCUUCGGCCUCCCGGCGUACGUGUGCACCCGCGAGGGCCCCGACCAUGCGCCCCGCUUCAAGGCCACCGUCACCUUCAACGGCGAGACCUUCCACGGCCCCACCUGCUGCACCACGCUCCGCCAGGCCGAGCACGCCGCCGCCGAGGCCGCGCUCGCGCUCCUCUCCCUCCGCGGGCCAUCCACCUCCCUCACCGCCACCAUCCUUGACGAGACCGGGGUGUACAAGAACCUGCUGCAGGAGACGGCGCACCGGGCGGGGCUGAAGCUGCCGGCCUACACCACCGUGCGCUCCGGCCCUGGGCACUCCCCAGUGUUCGCAUCCACGGUGGAGCUCGCCGGCCUGUGCUUCGCGGGCGACGCCGCCAGGACCAAGAAGCAGGCGGAGAAGAACGCCGCCAUGGCCGCCUGGUCCUCGUUGAAACAGAUGCCGGAGGCGGCGCGCAAGGAGCCCGGCACCGGCGGCGAGGAGCCGGAGCAGGAGCACGUGGCCGUCGCCAGAGUGCUCGCCGCCCUGCGCGCGCGGGGCGACUGCGGCGUCGGCAGCGGCAGGGAGGUGCCGCAUCUACCGAAGCAGCAUUGCGUCGCCGGCUCUUCUUCUUCCACUGCUCUGAACCCGGCGCUGUACAGACACCAAUGGCAGCGGCAGCCUCUGAGCUCCUCUGCCGCUCAGAUGCGGACGCGCCACGCUCAGCCGCCGCUGUCGUCGGCAGGACCCAGGAUACUACCUCCCCUGCACCUGCUCCAGCGACCGGCGCCACCCAACACCUCCCGGCACGCCGCCGAUCUGGAGCGGGGAAGGAGGAUCAAUGCAGACGAGCUGGUCCGGAUGCUGGAGAGGGCCACGGUGGCUGACAGGGCAGAUGCAAUGCCGUCGGCGCCGUGGUACUACCCGCAUGCCUCGGCAGCGUACCAGCACACCGGCGCUCCGAGAUCCUUCGGCGCGGGCGGGUUCCACUCGCCGGCGAUGGCCGUGAGCGUGCGGUCGGUGAUCCCCGUCUGCUCCGCGCCGCCGUCGCCACCGCAGCCGCGGACAGCGGCGGCCAAGGAUGAGCAGGGGAGCCGGAAUGGCCCGGCACAACCUGACGGAGCACUAGGCACAAAAGGUUGUGACGAGCUCGGCUUUGGAAGAUCGUGA